AUGAAGAAAUAUCCUAUUUCAACGUUUCGGAAAACUGUGGCCAAAGUUGCUGGAGUUUUAUUUGUUGUUGAAGGCCUUGCUUUUGUGGGAGCUUAUGGAGUAUGGCAUAAAAUGAACACUUCGCGUGAUUUCCGCUAUUACAUGUAUAAUAAUCAUAACUGGGCACUUGAAAUGUUUUAUAAGUGUGGUGAAUUCAUGUCUUCGACAUCAAGUUGUAGAAAAGCUGAUCUUCUUGCUUGGACGGCAGAGGAGAAAACACAAGAAAAAUGA
Molecule: messenger RNA, 270 nt
Organism: Gryllus bimaculatus (two-spotted cricket)
Lineage: Eukaryota; Metazoa; Arthropoda; Insecta; Orthoptera; Gryllidae
Source: the annotation of a GenBank genome assembly